Molecule: messenger RNA, 2589 nt
Organism: Salpingoeca rosetta
Lineage: Eukaryota; Choanoflagellata; Craspedida; Salpingoecidae
Exons: 4
Coding region: 1-2589 (862 amino acids)
Source: RefSeq, a predicted model, not a curated record
AUGCGGUUCAUGGAGCGCGAGGACCCGCCGCCAUCGCUGUCCAAGAUGACGGCGGACCUCAUCCAGGAGGAGCGCCGCCUGCAUCGUCCCAAGAAGCGCACGCCCGUGCUCGCCAUCGGCGGGCCAAGCCCCGGCUCCUUCGCUGCAUCGCCGAUGCACGCUGGCACGUCGCCCUCCGACACGAGCGGUGGACCAUGCUGUCCACCUGCAGAGCGCGUGACUUGCGCGUUCUGCAACUUCCGCGGCCACUGCGCGCAGCAGUGCCGCAAGCUGCAGGCGGCCAAGCGCUACCACGUCAUCGACGUGCGGCAGAUCCUGGCUACGCUUCGCAACCACGGCAACGGCAACGGCAAGCGGCCAGGAUCCUCUCGCCCGCAGCACGGACGAGCAGCUCCAUUCAAGAAGGCGGCCGUCGUCAGCCACGCGCCUCAGCGCGUGGAGACCUUCGCCAUCCACCACGAUGCCCUCAUGCUGCAGCCCGAGGGCGAGGAGGAGGGCCACGCCAUCGGACCAGUGCCACCACAGCUGUGGCUCGCUGACAGCGGUGCCACGGCGCACAUCACCAGCGACGCCUCCCUCCUCACCAACUACGUCGCCGUCACGCAGCACGUCACCGUUGCCAACAGCCAGACCGUCACGGUCAUCGGCAAGGGCGACGCCGUGCUCCGCGUGACUGGCACAGACGGCGCUCCAGGCACCAUCACGCUCAAGAACGUGCUGCAUGUCCCCGACAUCAACUCCAACCACGCGACCUUGGCAGGCUCCAUCUGUGACCAGCUGCUGGUGUCCGAGACCCUCGGCGACAAGGGACACCUCUGGUGGGCUCAACCCACCUCGUGUCACGUUGCCACCAGCGCUGCUGGCACGGGGGAGAAGACAUCAAACAUGCUGUCACGUCAGCUGAGCCAGCCACCGUCAAGGAGAGCGCUUGCCUCGCCAGACUCUGAGGAGUGGCGCCAAGCCAUCCUUAAACACACACACCACCUGUCGUGUUUCUACAUCCUGGACGAGUUUGCGGCAAUGCAGGCCAAUGACGUCUACGACGUCGUGCCUCGCGCUGACCUUCCCAAGGGCCACAAGCUUCUCCGCAGCAUGGUCAUCUUUCGGAGGAAGCGCGAUGACCAGGGCAAGGUGAUCAAGUACAAGGCGCGCUGGGUUGCCAAGGGCUACUCCCAGGUCCACGGUGUCAACUACACGGACACCUUUGCCCCGACGGCUACCAUCGCAGCCAUCCGCACCAUGCUCGCCAUGGCCGUCGCGCGUGGCAUGGACAUCCAGCAGAUGGACGUCAACACGGCGUUCCUCAACGCGCCCGUGGAUCACGAGAUCUACGUCCAGCCACCGGCCGUCGACGGCAUCUUCUCGCCGAAUACGGUCCUGCGCCUCAAGCGCGGGCUGUAUGGGCUGAAGCAGAGCCCGCGCCUGUGGAACCACACGCUGGACGCCUGGAUGCGCGAGCAGGACUUCGUUGCCACAGCCACGGACGCCUGCAUCUACCGCCGCACCUGCAAGGGUGGCAAGGUGAUGUGGGUUGCCGUCUACGUGGACGACCUCCUCAUCUUCGCCGACAGCGACAGCGACAUGGCCGCGUUCAAGAAGGCCAUCUCCAAGCGCUUCAAGAUGAAGGACCUGGGCAGCCCAGACAUUUGUCUCGGCAUCAAGGUGCAGCACGACCGCAAGGCCAGGACCGUCACCAUGAGCCAGGAGCACUACCUGCGCAACGUGCUGGAGACCUUCGGCAUGGCUGACUGCAAGCCCGUCGGCACGCCGCUCUGCACGGGCUACGUCGACAAGCCAGCCGACAAGGAGGAGCCACUGCCGGACGUGCCGUUCCGCGAGCUGCUUGGCUCCCUCCUCUAUGCUGCGACGAUGACGCGCCCAGACAUCUCGGCAGCUGUCUCCAUCCUGUCUCGCCGCAUGCAGCACUUCGGCAUGGACCACUGGAAGGCUGCCAAGCACCUUCUUCGCUACAUCAAGGGCACCUUGUCCUACACCAUCAAGUACGCCGCCACUGGCGACGCCAGCAACGGCAGCACUGCCGACGGCGUGCUCUCAGCGUACUCGGAUGCGUCCUUUGCCUCCGACGUUGACACGCGACGUUCCCGCACGGGCUUCGUCGUCUUCUGUUCCACGGGCCCCGUGUCCUGGAACUCCAAGCUGCAGGCCACCGUGGCCACAGCCUCCGCCGACGCGGAGUACAUGGCUCUCGCAGCCACCGCACAGGAACUCAUGUUCCUUCGCCAACUCCAGGAGGAGCUCACCGGUGCCGUCCUGUGCGAGCCCACGCUCGUCCACACGGACAACCAGCCGGCGCAGCGCGUUGCCGAACACGCCGCCUCGCGCAUGCGGCACAUCCUCGUCAAGUACCACUACAUCCGCGAGUGCGUCGACACCAAGAGGAUUGUGCUGAGCUACCUCGCCACGGAGCACAUGAUCGCAGAUCUCCUCACGAAGAUCCUCCCUCGGCCCAAGACGGCUCAGUUCUGCACGAUGCUGUUCGACCAGCGUCCUCUGCCAGGCUGCCAGCCACGGGCCCGUCCUCAUUCGGGCCGGUCGCCACGUCCUUCGACUCCGCGUCAGGACCUCUGA